ACUUGGGCGCAACGCUGACUUUGAAAGCAAACUCAAAUUCAACGAAAACGCCACUACGCGUACGAAGCGGUUGCCGGUGUUGGCCAAGCAAAGGCAGUGCACGGUUGCAGUUUGUGUGGUUGCCGACGCUCACCGCAUACUUAGGAAAUCGCGACGAUGGAGAUGUUUCCAAGCGAUGGGGAAUCGGAUGAGGGACAGGAAAUUGCAAGCGGCUACACUGCCGACCAUGAAUCCCUUUCGAGCCGGGAGACAUCGGAUGAAUCGACAACCCUAUCCAUUUCGACCCAGUCCAGUGCGUCCGAAGACACCGACUAUUCGAUACAAAGUUACCAUUCUGAAUGCGCACAAAAGUAUAUGAAAGUAUCGCAUACGCCCGGAGAAAGGAAGCGAACUCGAGUGGGCCCUGAGUAUCAGGCCGUCAUUCCGGAGUUUAUACCGCCCAGCGAGCGCUUACCGGCACCACGGCAAGACGCUGGAUCGGACUGUUGGCUCCCGGCGGAGCAUCUACCGGAAGAGUUGUUGCAAUAUUACUUAAACUAUGCCAAGGAAAAUCAUGACUACAGCGAGGAGUAUGCGCCGGGGAUGCUGCACUAUUACAACAAUGAUCUGCAUCGGGCAUGCCAGGAUAUGGCCAAAUUUGUACCCGUUCCGGACGAAUGGACCGAUGAAGAACGGACACUGUUCAUGAAAGCGUAUUACUUGUACCGCACGGACUUUCACUACUACAAAUGGAUACUUCCUUGGAUACCUGUUCGUAGACUGGUGAAGUACUAUUACGAUACAUUUAAAUGUAAUGAUCAUGCAGAAAUCGUGUCACUACUUCAAGUAAUCAACCAUGUUCGAUCAGUCAACAAUCAAGCUAAACGAAACAACAAUCAAGCAGCGGCAAGCAACAAUCAAGCACGGGAAGAAGACAACGGUUCGGGAAGGAUCGCCACUAUCAACCAAGGAUUAGACCUGUCGGACAGGCCUUCAACGAGCCGUGCGGCAAUGAACGGUGGAGGAAUGGCACCAGGUCCCCCGAUCGACUGCAGCGCAUACCGCUAUGAGGACAGCGAUAGCGACUAGAAGGCAUCGGCUGUGCGAGUUGACGUCGUUCGCCGUCGUUCAUCUUGAAAUGCUAUUAGACGAGCAGCGACAAUAUCCAGUUAAUUCAAUCUUCUUUUUCAUUCAUUCUUUUCAAAAUCGUACCACAUGCGUGCUGUACACGACGCACGGACUUUACAAUUCACGAUUCCUAUUAUGGUUUAAGAUUUUAUUACUGUUUGCCCAUCUUUUGCAUAAAUAGCUAACGCAAGCGAAUCGUUCUAAGAAAUGUUAA
Molecule: messenger RNA, 1321 nt
Organism: Anopheles gambiae (African malaria mosquito)
Lineage: Eukaryota; Metazoa; Arthropoda; Insecta; Diptera; Culicidae
Product: REST corepressor
Exons: 7
Coding region: 157-1068 (303 amino acids)
Biological process (GO): regulation of transcription by RNA polymerase II; negative regulation of DNA-templated transcription
Cellular component (GO): transcription regulator complex; histone deacetylase complex
Molecular function (GO): transcription corepressor activity
Source: RefSeq, a predicted model, not a curated record